Lodderomyces orthopsilosis Co 90-125 is the source of this 2628-nucleotide messenger RNA. RefSeq lists its product as uncharacterized. The record is from RefSeq and is a predicted model, not a curated record. The transcript has a single exon. Lineage: Eukaryota; Fungi; Ascomycota; Pichiomycetes; Serinales; Debaryomycetaceae. Gene Ontology annotation, biological process: cellular response to nitrosative stress; nitric oxide catabolic process. The coding region runs from base 1 to 2628 and encodes 875 amino acids. Gene Ontology annotation, cellular component: intracellular anatomical structure. Gene Ontology annotation, molecular function: heme binding; nitric oxide dioxygenase [NAD(P)H] activity; FAD binding.
AUGUCUGACUUGAGCUUGGGCCCAGUUGAAGUACACAACGUCAAAACUUCAUGGUCAAGGACCGACCAAGAUGAUUUCUUCCACAGAUUAUAUCCAAACUUGUUUGAUCAAAAUAGAUCAUUACGUCAAAUUUUCCACAAUGACGAGUUGGUGAUUCGUGAACAUUCGAACAUAUUUGCUGACUUGUUUAGCUUUAUUGUUGACAACAUUGAAGAUAGUGUUUUGUUGGAUGAAUUUUUAUAUCAAUUUGUCAAGGAAAAUCAAAGAUUUGCGGAAACGGCCGUCAAGUACUUGGAGCCAAUGGGAAAUGCUUUGAUAACAACAUUCAAACAAGUGUUGAACACUCAUUGGACAAGUGUUUUGGAAUUGGUUUGGAUUAAGGUUUACGUUUUUGUUGCUAAUUCCAUUUUGCAAUUGGUAGAUGAUAUUCCAAGUGAGACCAGUUCGAUUGAUGAGGCUGAGAUUCCACCAUUGAAUAUACAGAGAAGCUUAUCGAGAACCACUACUCACGAUGCUGCUGCAGUUGGAUCAGUAGUUGUGGAUUCUGUUCCAACACCACAAACCCCAUCUACUCCAGUUAUGGAUUUCGAUGUGAAGCCAGGUAAAACUAAAGAACCAUCAAUUUUGAAUAAGCAUAACUCGAUUGAAAUUGAUUUGAAGGCAAAUGAAAAGUAUAAGGGUUUUAGAAGAUCAGUUGAUGUUGCUCUGUCACCAAUCCAAGUUCAAAUUCCAACUGCUGACACUUUUCAAAAAGUUCAUCAAGCAAAUCUUUCAUCUUCGUUGAAAUCAUUUUUGCAAACUCCACUUGAAGAAGAUGAAGGAACAUUUACCGCACCAAGACCAGCUUUUGAUCCAAGAAGGAGAAGAGGCUCAUCGAUGUCGCCAUCACCAUCACCAUCACCAUCUACCCCACGUUUGUCUUCAAUCGUCAACAACUCCAAGUUUACCAGUGAUGAGGAUGACCAAGCUGCUGACUCUGAUGUUGAUGACUAUGCUACCCCAAGAGCAAGUAGAAGAGGAUCAUUUUCCGAAAACUACCAACCUUCACCUUUAAUAUUCAACAAAUUACAAACCAGGGAACAAUCAUAUCCUGAUCCUCAAGUUGAUGAUGAUGCUUUGUCGGAGGAUUCAAUUGAAGACACUCCAUUUGAUCCCAGACAAAGAAGAAGAAUGGGCGAUAAUAAGAAGGUCGAAGAUAUUCCUUCACCUGAAUCAUCCGAAGUUGAUGAACAGGAAGAGGAAGCUUUUAUGUACAAGCAACACAAAGAUGCUUCCAACUCAGUUCCAGAAAGAUCUUUGAGCAGAGGUGGUUUAACUGGUGGUACUUUUGACUAUCAAUCAUUUGGUUUGAAAGGAUUGGCUCCAAUUGUGGAGGAUGAUGACCGUUCAUCAAAAUAUGAUUCUGAUGAUGAGAACAAGUUGAACACAAGGAAAUCAAGUUCUGGAUCAAGUUGUGGUGAGUCAGAUUCUAGAGCUAGUUCAUUGUCAUUACAUCAUUCCGAUUACAAAUCCUCAAUCUCAUCAGGCGUCGACUCAUACCAUAAUGUUAAAGGUGCUGGUGUUCACACAAGAAAUGCCUCAGCUGAAUCUGAUGACUUCCAAUUCUUUACCCCAGCCACUAAAGUUCAACAAUCACAGACCUCACAAGCACAAUGUGGUCACAAGAGGGAUUCAUCAAUGUAUUCACUUAGCAAGAGUUACUCGGCUUCUGCUUUAUCAAUGAACUCAACCUCAAGAGCUUCAUUGGGAUUCAUGAGAUCAUCAUUUGUGUUGAAGAAGGAAGUAGAGCAAAAUGGUUACAAUUAUCCCGAAAAUGUUGGUCCUAUUUCAUUACCUUCAACACCGAGAAUUAACAGUCCGCCAUCUAUGAGCAACACUUUGAAACCACAACAACCAUUAUAUGUACAUAAGGCUAGAUCAGCAAGCUCACUCAAAAUGGGAAGCAAGAAUGACAGCAUGCAAAGCUUUGUAUCAGCUAAUGACAAUUCCUACGAUAUGAUUAAUGCUUUUGUCACUAACUUGGAAUUGGGAAAGCAAUCUUCAACAGGUGUUAAUGAAAAAUCAAGCGCACCAGCUAAGAAGAAUGGUUUCUUUGGCAGAGUUACGUCAUUGUUUUCUACCAAGUCUACAAAUUCAACUCCAAAAGCUACUCCAAAAUCUACGCCAGCACCAUCUAGAAAACAAUCUGUUGCUACCCUUCCCAAAUCAGUACCAUAUGGAGAUCUUGCUAACAAACCACUUCCAAAGGUGUCGCAGCCAACCAUGAUGGCCAAGUCUGAUUCUGCUUACUCUGCUUCUUCAUCUGCUGGCUCAACAAGACAACCAUCAUCAUUGUUCACUCCAUAUGCCAAACCAUCGGUUAGUGCUAGCUCCACCAACUUGUCAUCAAUGACAAGCACUAGUGCUUCAUUGUUUGCUGCCAAUACCAACAACUCCAGUCGCUACAAGAAUGGUGCCUCAAAUCAUGAUUUGAAUUCAGUUUACUCCAACGGAACCUCAGGUACUAGAAUUACUGUUUUUAGAAAGAAGGAUCAUGGUGAACCAAAAUACGUUCCUCCACCAACUAAACAUACAAGAAAAGGUAAUAAGUACAAUGUCAAGAAGGUACCAUACAAUGUCUUUGCUUAA